GAGGGAAGGGCAGAGAGAGAGAGAGAGAGAGAGAUGGCUCGACCGAGGCCGAGAGACUACAAGGCUGGCGAUCUGGUCUUUGCCAAGAUGAAGGGCUACCCGCACUGGCCGGCGAGGAUCGAUGAGCUCCCAGAGGGAGCUGUGAAACCACCAGCAAAUAAAUACCCUAUUUUCUUCUUUGGAACUCAUGAGACUGCCUUUCUGGGACCAAAAGACCUUUUACCUUACAAAGAAUAUAAAGAUAAAUUUGGAAAGUCUAACAAGCGAAAAGGUUUCAACGAAGGUCUGUGGGAGAUCGAAAAUAAUCCUGGCGUCAAGUUCACAGGAUAUCAGGCAAUACAGCAACAGAGCUCUUCAGAGACAGAAGGAGAAGGAGGGAAUACAGCAGAUGCCAGUAGUGAAGGCGAAGGGGGUGAGAUAAUAGAUGAGGAGGGAAAAGCUAAAAGCAGAAAUGAAAAAGCAGGCUCCAAGCGAAAAAAAGCUACUUUCAAGAAAUCUGCAAAGCAGUCGCGAAAAUCCUCUGAUCAGGAAGGCAAAGACGAGGGUGAUAAGGACAUCAAGGAGGAGGAAAGCAAGAGUGGUUCAGAAGCAGGAGAGGCAGAUGGUGAUACAAAAAACACUGCUGAGCAUCAGAAAAUGAAUGAAGAGACUUCUAUCAUCUGAAUCCUGGCCACUAAACAUGGAGGGAGCACUUCUUGGCUGUCAAGUAUUGGAUAUUUUACAUACAUUCCUUCUACCACCGUCGACAUCAAUUUGCAGUUUGUGCAAGCUUUUCCUCAUCGUGCUGAUUAUAGUUUAGCGCACAUGCCAGUCAGUAAAAACAAAAAAAAGUCUUUUAUUUUAUAUUCCCUCCCUUGCGGAAUGUUGUAAGCAACGUUCCACCCACAUUUUACAGUACUUCAUUCUUAUAAUCGCCUUGCUGUUCUAUUAUUGAGAAAGGAUAUGAUAUUUAUUUUUGAUGCUUGCUUUAAAUGUGAAAAAAUAACUUUUCUUCUUGUACUCAGCUCAGUUUCAUUCUCCCCUGUGCCAUCUGUUCUAUGGAAUUUUUUAAGCAUUUAUUUAGUAUCUUUACACAAAAAAUGUCUGUUCUACUGCUGUUCAGCAAUGACUGCCUAGUAGAAUAAAAUUUAUGGAAUGCA
This is a messenger RNA of Carcharodon carcharias (great white shark), 1139 nucleotides long. RefSeq names its product HDGF like 3 (gene hdgfl3). Gene Ontology annotation, biological process: regulation of transcription by RNA polymerase II. The transcript is spliced from 6 exons. The record is from RefSeq and is a predicted model, not a curated record. Gene Ontology annotation, cellular component: nucleus. Lineage: Eukaryota; Metazoa; Chordata; Chondrichthyes; Lamniformes; Lamnidae. Bases 34 to 663 code for a protein of 209 amino acids. Gene Ontology annotation, molecular function: double-stranded DNA binding; transcription coregulator activity.